Molecule: messenger RNA, 438 nt
Organism: Stereum hirsutum FP-91666 SS1
Lineage: Eukaryota; Fungi; Basidiomycota; Agaricomycetes; Russulales; Stereaceae
Exons: 2
Coding region: 1-438 (145 amino acids)
Source: RefSeq, a predicted model, not a curated record
AUGCAAUUUUCGAUCAAGUUUUCCACUCUCGCCGUGGCUGCUGCCUUGGCUGCUCGGGCUGUCAACGCAGGGCCUGCUGUAGUUCCAACCUAUCUCCUCACCGAUGAGCAGUUUAAUCACUGGCUCAACACGACCGACGCCAACAUCACCUUUGUUGGCUCCUCUCGCGAAGAAUUCUCCAAGCGCCAGUCAACCUCCGUUACCUACUGCAACAAGCGCACCGACGAUGUCUGCGGCGGUACUUGCAACGUAUACACUGGCGGACCGACGUGCAUCGAUGCCCCAGGCACGGCGUGCAUUUCGGCGACGGGGAAUGUCGGAUUCUGCGACAGGGCGGGGUGUGGACACAGUUGUAACCAGUUUUCGUCCUGUGGGACGAAACUGGACGAUGGCUUUUGUGCCACGCCUGGGACACAGUCUAUUAACGUCGGGAACUGA